Molecule: messenger RNA, 696 nt
Organism: Aspergillus affinis
Lineage: Eukaryota; Fungi; Ascomycota; Eurotiomycetes; Eurotiales; Aspergillaceae
Product: emp24/gp25L/p24 family protein
Exons: 3
Coding region: 1-696 (231 amino acids)
Biological process (GO): Golgi organization; intracellular protein transport; endoplasmic reticulum to Golgi vesicle-mediated transport
Cellular component (GO): endoplasmic reticulum-Golgi intermediate compartment; endoplasmic reticulum; Golgi apparatus
Source: RefSeq, a predicted model, not a curated record
AUGGCUCCGUCAACUUCGUCAGCCUCAUGGCUGUCAUCCGUCCUGGCUUUCUGCGCCAUCCUGUGCCUGUCGGUACCCGUCAACGCCCUCUACUUCUAUAUGGACGGGCGUCAGACCAAGUGUUUCUUUGAGGAACUCCCCAAGGACACCCUGGUGGUUGGAAGCUUCUCCACCGAAGUCAUCAACCAGCAAUCGAACACGUAUUCCGUUGACCCCAACCUGAAGGUGCUCAUCACCGUCGACGAGAUCUUCGACAAUGACCACCGGGUCGUGUCCAAGCGCGACGGCAACUCCGGCCGCUUCACCUUCACCGCCGCCGACUCCGGCCUGCACAAAAUCUGCCUGACGCCCGAGACCAACGCUGCCACCGGCGGCUGGAUGUCCGGGGGCCCUGGCGGUGCCGUACGCCUGUCGCUGGACAUGGCCAUCGGAGAGACCAGCAAGAUCGAGACCGAGGACAAGGGCAAGAUGCAGGACAUUGUGCAGAAGGUCAAGGACCUGAACAGUCGGUUGCAGGACAUUCGUCGCGAGCAGGUCUUCCAGCGGGAACGUGAAGCCGAAUUCCGUGACCAGUCUGAGGCUACCAACGGGCGUGUCGUUCGCUGGACCCUGAUCCAGCUCGCCGUGCUGUCGGCUGCCUGCGCCUGGCAGCUGUCUCAUCUCCGCUCGUUCUUCAUCAAGCAGAAGCUGACAUAA